Molecule: messenger RNA, 1554 nt
Organism: Conger conger (European conger)
Lineage: Eukaryota; Metazoa; Chordata; Actinopteri; Anguilliformes; Congridae
Product: leucine-rich repeat-containing protein 30-like
Exons: 1
Coding region: 176-1048 (290 amino acids)
Molecular function (GO): protein binding
Source: RefSeq, a predicted model, not a curated record
ACAGCUGAGAUGACCACAGAAUGCAUGGAACCUCUCGGGGGCCAGUUCAACUUUCCUGGAAGCAACUCAGCGAUUGUUUGUAACGUCUCCCUAAGGAGCGGGGACAUUGCGAUUGGAAAAUGUGCUUUGAUUUUGAUUUGGGCGCGGGAAUCUGCCGCUCUGGAUCUCUGAAAGCAUGGGGGCCAAACCGUCGAAGGACUUUGCAAACGAGGACGUGAGGAGGACGACGAAAAGGAUUGCGGGGGGCAGGGAGGGGAAUUUCUCCUCGAUCCGAAAGCACGCCACCACACACUUUGGGUACAGCAUCCUGAGCCUGGCCAUGCGUGGGCUGGCCAAGGCUCCGGAUGAGCUGUGGGAGAUGACGGAGCUGGAGAAGCUCAACCUGUCCCUCAACUGCCUGUCGGCCCUGCCGGCCAGCGUCAGCGCCCUGGAGAACCUGGUGGUGCUCAACCUGUGGGGGAACCAGCUGGCCAGCCUGCCGCCCGAGAUCGGGCUGCUCAAGAACCUGCGGGUGCUGUUCGCUUACCGCAACCGUCUGAGCGAGGUGCCCGCGGAGCUGAGCGCUUGCACCAAGCUGGAGGUCCUCAGCCUCGCCAACAACGAGAUCACAGGCCUCCCCGGGAGCCUGGCGGCCUUACGGCAGCUCAGUAAGCUCAACCUCAGCCACAACCGCAUGGCGCACAUCCCCGGCUGCAUCUAUGGCAUGAGGGGCCUGGUCUUCCUGCACCUGGCCUGUAACCGCCUGGAGAACAUCGCCGACCAGAUCCAGGACCUGGUCAACCUCAAGAUCCUCAUCGUGGAGGGCAACCACAUCCAGGCCCUGCCCAAGACCCUCUGCUCCCUCACUUCGCUCGAGCUGCUCAACGUGGACUUCAACGAGCUCCAGAACCUUCCGGUGGAGAUGUACCUGCUAAGGAGGCUGGAGAAGCUGGCAAGCCACCCCAUGGACAAGGGGCUGCACAUAGUACAUAACCCCCUGCUGAAGCCCAUUAAGGAAGUCCUCCAUGGGGGACUCAGCGCUCUCUACUCUUAUCUGAAGCCAGCAUGAAGCCAGGCUCCAAAAUACAGGCUUCACAUUUUCAUAAGCGUGUCAUCAUUAUGAGACCAGGACUGUGGAUCUCUCAGAAGACUGUGGUAAUUUACAUAACGACAUGCUGUAUGCUCUUUCUAUUUUAUUGAGAAAACUUUUGAUCUGUCUUAUACUUUUGGUUGGUUUGAAGGAACAAUGAGAAUAUAACUUGACAGUAAAAUCUAUUUCACUUUCAUGAACACUCCAUAUCAGAUACAUAUGGAAAUAAUGGAUUUGAUUUGAUAAUUUCAUUCUGUUUUAAUGCUUUAAGUGGUUCCAGGCUUCCAUUAAAUGAAGAAAGAAUCAAUUGAUUCAUAAAAUUGUCAAGAUCUGAAUUAGUUGUAUGCACUGUAUGUGGUGUAUUCUAAGACAAAUAUACGUACAAGCAGGAUUUUCAAAUAUGUAUUAAAAUAUUGGUAUGAACACUCAGAAAACACACAGGAUCGGAUUCAAAUGAAUGAAAAUCUCUCUCUCUCUCUCUCUGU